GGCUCCAUGCCGGAAGUGAUCAUCCCCCCGUCGUUUCGGUUGGCAGCUUAGCUGGUGGGAGAUGCGCCGGCCACCUGAGGCGAGGAACCGAAGAGAAGAUUAGAGAUUCGAAGGCUGUUUGUAGCUGGGGCUGAGCGGCUGUCGAGCGGGCAGAUCAUGGGCCCGACCAAGCAUUGGGGAGAAUGGUUCCUGAACCUGCGGGUGCCCCCCGUCGGGGUGUUUGGGGUGGCCUUUCUUGCCCGAGUCGCCCUGGUUUUCUAUGGGGUCUUCCAGGACCGGACCCUGCUCGUGCGGUAUACGGACAUCGACUACCAGGUCUUCACGGACGCCGCGCGCUACGUCACGGAAGGGCGCUCCCCUUACCUGAGGGCGACGUACCGUUACACUCCGCUGCUGGGUUGGCUCCUCACUCCCAACAUCUAUCUCAACGAACUCUUUGGAAAGUUUCUCUUCAUCAGCUGCGACCUCCUCACCGCUUUCCUCUUAUACCGCCUGCUGCUUCUCAAGGGGCUGGGUCGUCGCCAGGCUUGCGGCUACUGUGUCUUUUGGCUUCUCAACCCCCUACCCAUGGCGGUAUCCAGCCGGGGCAAUGCGGACUCGAUCGUCGCCUCCCUGGUGCUUACGGCCCUGUACCUCAUAGAAAAAAGACUCGUCGCCUGUGCUGCUGUGUUCUAUGGUUUCGCCGUGCAUAUGAAGAUGUAUCCGGUGACCUAUAUUCUUCCCAUAGCCCUCCACUUGCUUCCAGAACGCGACAAUGACGAGGGCCUCCGCCAAUCUCGAUAUUCUUUCCAGGCUCGUUUGUACGAAUUCCUGAAGAGGCUGUGUAAUCGGGCUGUGCUGCUCUUCGUAGCAGUUGCUGGACUCACCUUUUUUGCCCUGAGCUUCGGUUUUUAUUAUAAAUAUGGUUGGGAAUUUUUGGAGCACACCUACCUGUAUCACCUGACUAGGCGGGAUAUCCGUCACAACUUUUCUCCAUACUUCUACAUGCUGUAUUUGACCGCAGAGAGCAAGUGGAGUUUUUCGCUGGGAAUUGCUGCGUUCCUACCACAGUUUAUCUUGCUUUCAGCAGUGUCUUUUGCCUAUUACAGAGACCUUGUCUUUUGUUGUUUUCUUCAUACGUCCAUUUUUGUGACUUUUAACAAAGUCUGCACCUCCCAGUACUUUCUUUGGUACCUCUGCCUGUUGCCCCUUGUGAUGCCACUAGUGAGAAUGUCUUGGAAAAGAGCUGUAGUUCUCCUAGUGUUGUGGUUUAUAGGGCAGGCCUUAUGGCUGGCUCCUGCGUAUGUUCUUGAGUUUCAAGGAAAGAACACCUUUCUGUUUAUCUGGUUAGCUGGUUUGUUCUUCCUUCUUAUCAACUGUUCCAUCCUAAUUCAAAUUAUUUCCCAUUACAAGGAGGAACCUCUGACAGAGAGAAUCAAAUAUGACUAAUAUAUGCUCCAGUUCUGCUGCUGCUUCUAUCAAUUACAUUCUGGUUGUUCUGAACGGGCCAGAAGAGAGAGCUUUGGAAAAUAUUUUUCAACAUCCUAAGCACUCUAGUGCAAGUUCAAUUCGGAGCAUAAAACCCUGUUCCAACAAAUUAAAACAAAUGUUUGCCUUAUUUAUAAAAGGGACUCAAUGAUUGAGGUCCACGCUUUAGGAAAUCUUAGGGCUCAUUUAUCUUGGACAUGAUGGAAAGUAAAGGUUACUGAUUUAAAAAUGGAAAGGCUGAUGAAACUAUCAGAUGCUAAAAGGUUUUUGUAGAAAAAUAGAGGACUAUAGUCCGAGUCAUAAGGUCUAAGCCAGUUUUUGUUCCACUUAUACUCUGCUACUGUGUGAAGUUGUCUUAUCUUUUAAGCUCUACUUUUUCUUUCUAAAGCUUUCCUGAUAGCUGUGAAAACUCACAAAGUGUUCCUAAAGUACUGCUGUUACAGUACACUUUAUAUGUGUUAAAGAAUACUGCUGUGCUUAGAUUGGGAAAGUUAAUUCUGCAUUAAAAGUAGGGGUUUAGAAGAUAAAGAAUCCAAAGAAUUUAAAUUGUAAUCAUGUUUCAUGUAUUUGUUUUAUAACUUAGUUUUUCAGCACUUAGUCCCAGUAGUAUUAGAGUACUAUUUGGUUUUAUACAAAAAGGAUUAAAUUUAAAUUCAUCCAUCUUUAAACUUGAGUUAUUACAUAUUUUAAAAUAGCAUCUUGCUGUUGAUGUUUUAAGUCCACAAACUUUUAGGACAUUUUAGUGCUCUCUUAUACCCCUUGGUUUUUAAUUUUCUGAUUGCUAAAAAAUACUUUUCAUCUAGAAUUUAAGUUAAUCAAGUGUUACCUGUGUUGUGAAAAUGAAUAUUAGUAGAUUUUAGAUGAUAAAAAAUUAAAUUGUUAGUAGGCAUUUGCCAACUUAAAAAUACCUCACUUAUGAAAAUUCCAUGAUAGAAAUGGAGACCUGCAUAGGAGGCUCCUGGAAAGCAUAAGAAGCAUCCUAGGUAGCCAUUAGUCUUCUAGACCAGGAAAUUGAGGGAGAGAUUAUGGAGAUUUAUCUGCUUUGGUGGACAGAUCCAUUUCCUUUAUUACUAUAUUUCUGGGAGGGCCGGCCCCGUAGCUUAGCGGUUAAAUGCGCAAGCUCCACUACUGGCGGCCCAGGUUUGGAUCCCGGGCGCACACCGACGCACUGCUUCUCCGGCCGUGCUGAGGCCGCGUCCCACAUACAGCAACUAGAAGGAUGUGCAACUAUGACGUACAACUAUCUGCUGGGGCUUUGGGAAAAAAAGAAAAAAAAAUAUUUCUGGGAUAAAAUGCUCUCUGAGUUUCAAACAAGCAACCUAAAAAAAAUUUUUUUUAACAUAGCGCAUCUGGAUUGGGUACCCCCAACCCUCUAAAAUGCAGUAGCAAUAUAUGAGUUGGAUUUUAUGAUUGUGAUUUUAAAAGAUGAGUAAUUAAACAACAUUGUUCUUUCACCAAAGAAAAAAAAAGUGCCCCAGAGAAGUAGUAUAUUUCAUGUCAAUUCAGGCCUAAAAAAGCCUUUGAGAAUAAGAUGUCUGUAGGCUGGUCAUAAUUAAUAAUGCUGUUACUGGCAGUACUUCUUUGAUGAAUACCUUUUGGGACCUGCCAUUAGAAAGAAGGGAAGAAUGGGUGGUUUUUCAUGGAUUGCUGUUUGGGUGAAAAUAGCAGAGACAAUUAAUUGUUGAGGACAGUGACCUUUCUUAUAAUAUCUAGUCUCAUAUCUCACAUUAGGUCUUAUCUUGAGGACUCUUUGUAUAUGACUUAAUGAGUGGCCUUCCAGCCAUGACAUUCUUACCUUCCUUUUUCAUUCUUUUAUAGUUAUGAUUUUUUAAAAAUUUUGAUAGAGCUGGCAGGGAGGGGAGUGGGAAACAAAUAGAAUUCCAACAUCCCAAUAUAAUUGUCUUUUUGGUGUUCCUGACUAUUUUUUUAAUAGUUGUAAGUGUAUUUACUUAUAAAUCCCUUAAUUUUUUUACUUUAACGUUCUUUCUUUGUUGUGGCUUAUUCUUCAUACUUAUGCUGAAAUUGCAGAAUAAUAUUCCAUCACAUGGAUGUUCACGUUAUAAAUGCAUCAUUCUUCCACUGUUAGACCUUUAAGAUUGCUUCUAAUUUUUAAUAUUCUAAAUAAGACUUUAAACAUUUUUCAUGUUUUAGAUCAUUCCUUUAACAUUCUUAAAAGUCAGUGGAGUUCUGCUGGGAUCUUUGGAGGGACCUUCAAAUCCAGAUCUUGCCCUGCAAGAAAUUCUCUACCAAAGGACUGCAGACAUUUCUUAAAAGACACAGACAGUAUUUUGCACGUUAUAUGCUGCAAAACAUUUAGUAAAUUAACUCAAGAAAUGAUUUUUUUUUGUUCUCUUGGAGGUUUUAUUUUUUUCAGUUAGUUUUGUUUUCUGGUUUUAUAAAAUCUCUUUUUGUUUUCUUUUCACUUGCAAUCCUUUUGAUUUCUUUAUUAGUCCUUUAAUAACACCUUAAAAUUAUAUAGCAAUUUUUUGGCUUAUUUCCUACAUAAUUCCUCUUGUUGUUAUACCGUCCCUUGAGAUCAUAUACCCAUGCACAGAUAAGCACUAAUUAUUAGCUUUCGAGGGAUGGUUCUCAAGAUUAUCUGUGUUCUAGAGGGGACUACAUAACUUUUUUUCUUCCGUAGUUGCUUUAAUGUCUUCAAAAUGUGGUCCCUAAAUAUCCCUAGAUAAAUUCCCUGGAUUAGGUCCAUUGGAAAGGCUAAUACUCCCUCCUACCCCCAUACAAAAGAAUCUUUCUUAAAACCACAGAUUUUAGUUACUGACUUCUCACCAUCUGUCUGACUGACUUUGUAAGUGACAGCGUUAUUUCAAAAGUUGUGUAGAACUUGUCUUUUAGUUAGUUGACUUAUAGCUGAAUAUAUUCCUCCAUCAGUUGUUUUCGACACUACUACCCCCACCUCAACCAUCUGUACAAUGAAUGGAAAAGGGAAAAGAUGGGAAAUUUCACAUGAGGCAGUCCCUAAAUGCAAAUUCUUGUUUUUUUUUUUCUUCAAUGUUUUAUUAUGAACAGUUUUAAAUAUUACCCGUAUACCUACCAUCUAAGUUCAAGAAUUAACAUUUUGCCAUAUUUGCUUUAUUUAUAUAUUAUUUUUAUUUAUUUAUAUGUAUAUAAUUUUUGAACUGUGUGAAGUUACAAACAUUAUUGAACUUCGCCACUAAAUACAUCAGAGCAUCUCCUAGAAAUAGUCUUUUCUUACAAAACCAUAAUAUUGUUAUCUAAUAUAAUUUAACAUCCCAUCCAUUUUCAAAUUUCUCUAAUUAUUUUGUGUUUACUCGUAAAGAACAGACAUUCUUGGAUCUCAAAGAUUCCCUGAAAGAAAGCAUGAUAGAUAAUCCAUAAUGAAGAAGUUUAAGUCUUUCCCUGGUCUUUGAAACAAAGUGAGAACUAAAGGGAUUUACCUACCAUCAAAGUUGAACAAAUAAUUCUUUUGUGCUAGUCUUUCUGUUUCCCUCCUGGGAAAACAUAGGGUAGUAAUCAUUCCUAAGAAGUUUUCCAGAUAAAGAAUCGUAUGUGUUUGGAUUCUUAAUAUCCACCCCCUUCUCCCAACAACAACUGAUUAACCGGUUUUACAUCUUGAUGAUGGUCAGUUCUGGCUUUUCAUGAUUAACUGAUUUGGAGACCUCUUCUGCCAUAUAUGGUUUCAUUUAAUUUUCACAGCAACACUUUAGAAUUGAUAAUCAUACUCUCAUUUUAUAGAUGAACAAAGAGGCUCAAAGAUUAAAUGACUGACUAAUAGGUGGCAGGGCUAGAAUUUGAAGUGAGUUUUGCCUGACUAAAUGUCAUACUCUUUCCACUAUAUUAUGUUUUGAAUUUUUCCAAGGUUCCCAGACCAAUUAUAUUAUGCUGCAAAAUAAAUGGAACUCGGCACUAACUCUAACAAAUGUCUUGCCUAUCAAUGUGCCCUUUCUAAUCGGGUAGGUAUUUGCUUGAGGGGCAGUUCUCUUGCAGUUGUGCAAGUCUCUGUCAUUCCCAAACUUUUGAAUGAUUCGGACCUUUAAUAACCUCCUCCCACAUCUAAACCUCUCACCAAAUUGUAUAAUUGCUUUGUUACUGCUGACUUCAUAAUGCCCUUUCCCUCCACAGCCUGGUCUAAAAAAUUGAUUUGCUGAACCACAUGUUAGCCCAGCUGUUUGUAAAUCAAGCUAUGGAAAUUAUGUGACCAUAAUUUCCAAAAUGUAGAUGCUUAUUGUUAAAUUUCUCUUGCUCUAGAGUGUACAUUCUGCAGUGUGCAUUUAAACAGUUAAAAUUCAUGACCCAGACUGGUAAUAUGGCAUAAGAGAGCACAGAUUCAGGUAGCUUAGAUUCAAAUCCCAAUGUGUGACCUUGGGUAUGAUCCUUUUAUCUAGAUAAAUUAGUUUUCUAUCUGUGAUAUGGGGAUGAUAAUAUAAUCCUCAAAGUAUUGUUUGUAAGGAUUACUAGUUAAUAUACCCAAAGUGCUUAUGCUGGCACAAGACAAGCCGUUCCCCGUCGCCUGCCCAGAUUUAACAUCUGUUUACAAGCCUUUAAAGAAGGCUUUUGGAGUCGGGACUUAGCCUUUUUUCCCCAGUCUAAUGGAUAUAGGAAAAGAACCUGGAUUCAUACUAAAUAAUUGUUUUAACUACCUGUUACUAUAAAUUUUAUUUCUUCUCAUAAUAAUCUGGUUCUUUGAAAAGAUAGUAGUUAUAUGUGAAACUGUACAGAUUUUUCAGACAUCUGGUUCUGGCUUGACAGUUUUGUGUUUGCGUGUCCUGUCACACGUUAGCUGACUCGAAGCAGUGGAGGUUUGGCUCAGGCGGCUAAGUUACACAGCACUUCUUUUCUCCAUUGUGUUGAGGGGUCAUUCAAGGGUUGGUGCUCUGUCAAUAGAAGCACGAGUCUUUUGCCUGGGCCAGAAGCAUCAGAAUAGCACAAGCGUUUGUUCAGCGCUCAUCCAGGAGAACCAUUCAUUUAAUCAAAACAAGCAUUCGUAUUCAUUAUCCUGAACAAAAACCAGACUAAAUGGGAAUAUUUCUAGCUGCUUAGACACUUUGCUAAUUGUUAUGUCUGCUAUAUAAAAUGAAAUGACACUUAGAGUGACUAUUUAAAAAUAAUUUGGAGCAUGAAUAUUUGAAGCUCAGUUCAUUUCGCAAAGGAAAUUUUUAACCUUCUUUGCUCUCCAUUCUUUUGGCAAUUAUUUAUAGAUUCAGACCCUGUGCCAAGUCCUGUAAUAGAUAAAUAAGACAAGGCCCAUGCUCUUCAAGAGGUAACAGUAAAGACAGAAACAUACCCUCUUAACAAAAAGCUAUAUGAGACCCCACUAAGUUCCACAACAAUUAUGUGGUUUGUAAAAUGGGUAAGUAGAGGCUAUUACUAUUCCUAUUUUACAGGUAAAAAAAUUGAGGCUCAGAAACAAGUGACUUUCCAAGGCCAAACAGCUUGUUAAUGGCAAGACUAGGUCUUCUGAUUCUAAUUCUAUUGUAUUUCGCAAGCCCUUCUUAAUGCUAUAUGAUGACAGGUGAUUACAGUGAAAAACUCCAUUUAUUUGCCAAAUGUCAUUUAUUUAGCAAACUACUUAGCAAAUGGCCCAGAGUAUCUUCUCUGUGCCAGGCAUUGUUCUAGGCAUUGUGGAUGCAGCUGUGAGAGGCAAAGACUCUUCCUGGAGCUUACGUUUGCAUGGGAGGCAAAGAAUAAGCAAAUACACGAUUGUGAUGAUUGUCAUAAAGAAAAAUAUGGCACACUAGGGAAGCAGAGAGUGAUGGCAGUGAGGAGAGGAGUGGGUGCUAUUUUAGAUAAAGUGGUUAGGAAAGGCAUCUUGAUGAGGUGGCACUUGAGCAGAGACUUGAAGGAAGUGAAGACGUGACAUUCAUGCAACUAUCUGGGGAAGAGUAUGCCUUGCUGAGCGAAUAGCAGUACAAAGGCCCUGAGAUAGGAAUGAGCUUGGUGCGUUUAAAGUACAGCAAGAAGGUGAGUAUAACUGAUUGGAGUGAGCAAAGAGCAACCCGAGUAUAAAUCACAGUUUCUAGUAAAACAGCAUGAAUGCUAGUUGAAAAAUACAAUUAACAUUAGUAUUUUUACUGGUCUAUAAUGCAAUAAGUUGGCUCAACCUAUUUUUUUCCUGACUUUCGAGCACAGGUUAAUUUGUAAGGAAGAGAAUAUAUAUAUGUAUAAACAACUUAUAUUUGAGCAGUGCUAUACUUUCACACAUUAUUUUGAGAUGUGAGGAUAUUUUAAAAUCUCAUUUUCACAGGUGAGAACCCUAAGGCUUAGAAUAUUUGCACUUUGCCCAAGGUCAGAGUUAAUACAUGAGACAGGGCCAGAACCCGGAUCUUCCAGAGCCAAAUUUACUACCCCUUUCUCUGUAUUGCCUUUAUUUAGUUUUUUAAUUUUUUAAUUUUUUUCUGUGAGGAAGAUCAGCCCCAAGCUAACAUCUGAUGCCAAUCUGCCUCUUUUUUUUUGCCGAGGAAGAUUGACCCUGAGCUAACAUCUGGGCCCAUCUUCCUCUACUUUAUAUGGGACGCUGCCACAGCAUGGUGUGACAAGCGGUGCGUUGGUACGCGCCUGGGAUCCGAACCCGCAAACCCCGGGCUGCCGAAGCGGAGCACGCGCACUCGACGGCCGGCCCCUGUAUUGCCUUUAGAUAUGGUGAGAAGAUGACCCCUGGACUCUAGAAAGUAGAAAAUUCAGGAAAAAGGUGUCCAAUGGAUUGUUCAUUCAUUCAUUUAGCAAACACUUAUUAGAGCCUACUUUGUGCCAGGCACUCAGCUAGGCUGGAGUAUAAGGAUGGUGACGACAGUCCUGGCUUCAAGGAACUCACAGUGUCUAACAGAGGAUGCAGAUGGACUGGUGAUAAUGACUCAAUGUGACCAUGGCUAGAGCAGAAUACAUAUAAAGGAGUUGGGAGCACUUCACUAAUCUAUCAAUUGGACAAAGCUAGCACAGAACUUGGCAUAUGCUAGUCUUAAUUAAUUAAAGAAGGAGGCCGUUAGACUGAGGUGGUUCUAAUACCUUGGCAGCCUAUGUUAGCAAACCAAAACCUAAGCCUGUGAAUGCCUCAAGGUUAAGAAAUCAAAACCUCAGGGCAACCAGUCAUAAACAGCCAACUGGGCUUUCCCAAAUAAGGCAAACAAACUAUAGCCAAUCAAAUCAUUUCCUUGCUUUGCUUCUGCCUCUUCCCUAUGUGUCUUUCUCUUAGCUCUUGUUGGUGGAGUGUUCCUGACCACUUCCAGUUUGGCUCUGCCCGAUUGGAAUAGAUUUUUUGCUCAAAUAAACUCUUAAUAUUUUUUAAUAUGCCUCAGUUUAUCUUUUAACACUAGGUACGGAGAUACUGGUUAUCUUACCUGUUUUCUUUUAUACUGAGUAAGUGCUGGGGGCUUUCUUUGAAACUUUCUUGCUUAAAAUCACCCGGUGAUUAAUUAUGCUUUUGAUAAUCCUUAGCUUCACUCACAAGUCCUUUUAUGAUCUGGCUCUUGCCUGCAUCUCCAGCUUCAUCUUCUACCUCACCCCACCCUACAGGCAUACCAAAUCAUACCAUCUCUUCAUGCCUUUGCAUUUACUCUUUCUUUGGCUAAAAUGUCCUUCUCAUAACCUUGUCUCUGUCACCAGCUCCUGUUCAGUUUAAGGAUGACCUUUGUGAAACAUUCUCUGAUUCAGUACCUCUGUUAUAUAGCGCAGAUCACAUUGUACUGUAAUUUCCCAUUUGUGUGUCUCUGCCAUCUAGACUGUGAGCGCCCUAGGGACAGUGAUUUCUUAUUCUUUGAAUAUUAUUUUCCUGGAGUUUCCCCAGAACCAAGCAAAGACGGACAGGAGUAACCAACAUCCUUGAGCUGCUGGGUGCGGCACAGAUUCUCCUAGGUUUGUAGAAUUGAGUUGUACACGAAUCUGUCAAGUGGGAGCUGAGGAUGUGGGCUCCUUUGCGCAGUGUCAACGGUGGCAGCUGUGAAAAAGAAAAGGAGCAGUUUCUGGGUGCCUGUCAUUUCUAAAUGCCAUCAGUAUCCACCUAGUUUUCUAAGCUAGAAACUUAUAAUCACUUCCUAUUCCUUCUUCACUUGCUACCACCUCCCCAUCAGUCACUACAUCCUGUCAGUUCUACCUUGUAAUGUCCCUGGAGCCCACUGGCAUCAUGCCAUUGUCACUGCUGAUCCUACAGUUCAGGCCCUCAUUAUCUCUCCUCUGGAAUCGAUAGCUCCUGACUGGUCUUGCUUCCCCUCCCCCUGCCCCUCCAUUCUACCUCUCAUUUAUCCUGCCCACGGCUGUCAGAGUGUGCCUUCUAAAGCAGCUCUGAUCCUGUCACCAUCUUGAUAAAAGCAUCCUAGGGGACUCUGUGACCUGCAAGAAAAAGUCUAAAUUCCUUAGCUUCCUCCAACUUGCACCAAUUUCUCCUACUCAUCUUCACUCUAGCCCAUAGGGUAAUGCCUAGUUUCCUGAAAUUACCACACUAUUAAGCUUUUGCUCAUGCUAUUUCUAAGCCUACUGUGCUUCUCCUGCCACUCAUUUUUCAAGACGCAACUCACAGGCCCCUUCCUCUAUUAGGAGGCUUGCAAGAUGACUUUAUGGCAAUAGGUUAACUAUUAAGAAAAAUAGGGUCAGAUUUGUAAGAUUUGUAAGUAAUCUCUGUUAAUGCAUUUGCUCUAUUACAGUUGUUGGUGCCUUUGUCUCUCUCUCUCAGAGUCGGUUGGCUCCUGGAGGACAAGAAUUGUGUUUUGUGUUUAUAUCCUUCGCAUACAGCAUAAGUCCUCAAUAAACAUUUGUUAAAUAAAUGAAGCUGGAGUUGGGAGGGAACAAAUGUUUAUUGAGCACUUAUUGUGAACCUAUAUGCUUUUCACAUAUUUCAUUUCAUUCUCAAAACAACUUUUUGAGAUAAAUAUUAUUCGCUGACAAGAAAACAGGCUCAAAUAGAUUUUUUUCAAGAUCAUAUGCUUGUAAGGGAUGGAGCUAGAGUUGGACCCUAAAUCUGUCUGACUCUGGAACUUUCCUCUAUUAAAUGAUUCUCAACCAGGGGCAAUUUUGCCCCCCUCUGGGGGCAUUUUUGGUUGUCACAACUGGGAGAUGUUACCGGCAUCUAGUAGGUACAGGCCGAGUACACUGCUAAACAUCCUACAUUGCACAGGAAGGCGCCCACAACAAAGACUUAUCUGGCCCCAAAUAUCAAUAGUGCUGAGGUUAAGAAACACUACUCUAGACCAUGUUGAUUCUAUUGAAAAGUAAUCAAACAAAAUAAAUGCAUCUAGCAGGAGGCCAACUACGGAGAAGACUUGGGGGCUUGGGACCAGUCAUGAGCCACCGGCAUUGGAAGGAAAAAAGAACUCUUCUGUCCAAUCCCUGACCUGCCUCCAGUUUUAUGGUUCUAUCUCUACUGCAUCCGUCAGUCUUUCUUCUUUCCAUCUUUCUUCUCUUCUCUACUUUUUCUUUUCCUCAGUAGACUUUGAUUUAGCUUGGAGAAGGCAAUCCAGAAAGCUCCAGUGUUUUCAGACCUCUUUGCUAAUUAGAAGGUAGAGUCAGUAUAUAAGAAGUAUAUAAGAAGUCAGUAUAAAAGAAGUCAGUAUAUAAGAAGGUUUCAAAUUGACAACAUCUCCAGAAUCUGGAAACAAGGCCAAAAAUGGCAGCUUCGGAAACUGACAACAAAAAAUGGAUGAGAUUAAUCACUGUGAUAAUCUUCCCAGGAAAUAACCCAUCUAAGAAAUUCUUGACAAGUGUGCUGCUGAUAAGAGUUGGCUGUUUCCUAAUCUCAGCCGGGCUCGAAGAAUACCUCCCCAUGAAGGAAAGCAUUUAAAAUGUAACUUGUAGGAGAUAAACUGUAAUCUAGGAAAUUUUAAAAUGUUUGUCCUGGGCAAGUGCUCUAA
Molecule: messenger RNA, 11282 nt
Organism: Diceros bicornis minor
Lineage: Eukaryota; Metazoa; Chordata; Mammalia; Perissodactyla; Rhinocerotidae
Gene: PIGM
Product: phosphatidylinositol glycan anchor biosynthesis class M
Exons: 1
Coding region: 157-1428 (423 amino acids)
Biological process (GO): GPI anchor biosynthetic process
Cellular component (GO): glycosylphosphatidylinositol-mannosyltransferase I complex; membrane
Molecular function (GO): GPI mannosyltransferase activity; alpha-1,4-mannosyltransferase activity
Source: RefSeq, a predicted model, not a curated record